AAUGUCAAAAACACAGAAGACGAAAAAGAAAAAGAAUUGGAGAGGAUAGCCAAAGAUGCCUCCAUAGACAACCCACCAACAGCAUGCUGCCAAUCGGGUUGUUCCAAUUGCGUGUUUAUAGUGUGGGCAGAAGCUCUAGCGAAUAAAAUGCAAAAUGCUAAUCCAGAGAUAAGUGAAAAAAUAUUGAAAAUGGUUGACGAUCCAUCUAUGAAAGCAUAUUUAGAGAUGGAACUAAGAUUGCGGGACUGAGAAAAUGACUCAGAUGUUGAAAAUUGACAUUAAAUGUUGAAUAAGUGAUAUAAGAAAUAGAAUAUUGCAAUAAUGAUAGUUAGAUUAGUUGAUAAUUAUAAACAAAUAAUGUAUUAAUCUAAUGUUAAAAACUCUAUUUAGAAAUAUAUAUGUAAUAUAGAAUGGCAUAUUAAUUUAUUAUGA
This is a messenger RNA of Manduca sexta (tobacco hornworm), 432 nucleotides long. RefSeq names its product oxidoreductase-like domain-containing protein 1. The annotation marks the transcript as partial. Gene Ontology annotation, cellular component: mitochondrion. The record is from RefSeq and is a predicted model, not a curated record. The transcript has 2 exons. Lineage: Eukaryota; Metazoa; Arthropoda; Insecta; Lepidoptera; Sphingidae.